GCUGUUUCUGAACCCAAAUUACCGGAAGCGGUGUGUCAAUACGCUCCGAUGGUAGGAAAGUACGUUCCUCCACAUCUGCGGAACGGCACAAGUUCCGCAACAGACGAUGGAUAUGCUGGUGCAGCCGCAGCUGCACCUGGUGGACGCUCUGAGCGAGGAGGGAAAGGAGGCACCGUCUUCCAGAUGCAGGGCGCUGGCGGCGAUUGGUCGCUGCGUUUUGGCACCAAGCGAAAAGAAACGCUAUCAGAAGAGGAGGUUUUUGGCCCUGCCAAGACACGGUCGACGAGUGGCAUCGAUUUUGACAAAUACGAUGCCAUUCCCGUGCAGGUCACAGGCGAAAAUUGCGAGGACCUGAAGCCCAUCGUCCGCUUUUCAGAGGCAAAACUUGUAGAUUCGUUGUUCGACAACUUGCGUCGAUGUGGCUAUGAUCGUCCCACACCUGUGCAAAAGUAUGCCAUUCCAAUUGUGCUGUCGGGCCGUGACCUGAUGGCCUGUGCACAGACAGGCUCAGGCAAGACCUGCGCGUUCAUGGUGCCAUGCCUGGAGUCCCUGCUGCGCUCGGGGCCGCCUCCUGCACCCCGUUUGACCUCAUUUUGCUCAUUCUCAUCAUUGGUUUUGGACUAUUGUGCUGGCCUGGCUGUUUUGGACAAAACGACCAACACACAGCGUCGCGCGCAGCGUCGUUCUCGAGCUCGUGCUCGGUUGGAUUGGUAUCUCUUCCAGAAAGGCUACAAGCAGCUCACAGUUCCCCAGCUUCGCAAGUUGCAUUGGACCCUAUCAUCCCAUCACUCUCGAGACCCUGGAUUGGUGCUACGCAUCUCAAAGGUGAUCAUGACGAAGAUGGAAAAAGAAUCCUGGCGUUGCGGAUGGUGCUGGAGACUAUGCAAGCAGAGCCAUCAAAGAUGUCCAGAUUGUGGCACAUAUUGGGAAGAGCGCGAUACUACAUAUGUCCAUCAGGCACGAGGAGGAGCCAGCCCGCGCCGACGGAAUCAGCGAUGGGACGAAGAAGAGGCGACUACUUGGAGCAGUUGGACCACCCAAUGGCCAAGUCAGCAGCCUCAGAGGCCCAAAUCACCACGACGCAGUCAGAGCAGAAGCCGCAAGGGCAAAGGCAAGGGGAAAGGCAAGGCCAAGGCGCCUUAUGCUGUGCAAGAACCACAGUUUGGGCCUGCAGCUCUUGGAAUCCAUCAUCCAGCACCGCCCUGGCAACCAACACAUGCGACGACAAGCACCACAGCUAUGUCAACGGCACCUGCCGCACCUGCUGCGCUUGGGGAUGCGCAACUGCGUGGGUUCCUGAACGAGAUGAAAAAGAUCCCGGACAUGCCUGCAGACGCGCACACCAUCAUCCAGAAGUAUGCGAAGAAGCAACGCUCAGCUACCACGAAGACUAUGCAUCAAUCCGUGACGGACUUGAGCGAAGCUCGAGGAGCCUUAGAUCAAGCUCGUCUUGCCCGACACCAAUUGCAUGGAUCGUGGCGCACCUUCCUUGGGGAAGCGCUGGAAACGUGGCAAGCUUACACGGAAGGCUUCAAGCAACAGGAGGCAGCUCUUCUUGCUCGCAUCGAGGAUGCUCAGCAGAACUUGCACGCAGCCAAGGAAGUGUUCGAGGAAUGCCGCAGCGCCCUCAUCGACUUGUCCAAGAGCGAUCAAGAAUUGAUCGAGAGUGCCGAGGCUGCGAUGGUGAACGAGCAGGUGGACGAUCCCACAGUGGCUCGGCUCCAGGAGGACCUCGAGUCUAUGCACGGUCAUCUCACUGCGUUGAAGAGCAGCGCCGAUGCCAUGGCGGUCGACUCCAAUGUGUCAGCCAAAAGACCUCGGCUCGCAGAGACAAAAGACCCGACUGGAGAGGUCGCGGCUGGCGUGCCCUCUGCACCUGGGCCGCUGGAGCCUUUUGGCUCGGCCCGCAAGUGA
This is a messenger RNA of Cladocopium goreaui, 1914 nucleotides long. NCBI's taxonomy places the organism in Eukaryota, Dinophyceae, Suessiales, Symbiodiniaceae. The record is from the annotation of a GenBank genome assembly.